Saccoglossus kowalevskii is the source of this 1070-nucleotide messenger RNA. RefSeq names its product aminopeptidase N-like. Gene Ontology annotation, cellular component: membrane; cytoplasm. NCBI's taxonomy places the organism in Eukaryota, Metazoa, Hemichordata, Enteropneusta, Harrimaniidae. Gene Ontology annotation, molecular function: metalloaminopeptidase activity; zinc ion binding; peptide binding. The record is from RefSeq and is a predicted model, not a curated record. Gene Ontology annotation, biological process: proteolysis; peptide catabolic process.
GUACGAUUAAGAUAGAGGGCGCAACUAAUGUGAAUUGGUAUAUCGCAAAUAUCAACCAAACCACGUUUAUACGUGUCAAUUAUGACAUCGAAAACUGGAGGAAACUGAUUAAACAGCUGCUGAACGACCACGAGAUUUUUCCAGUUAGGAAUCGAGUACACCUCAUCGACGAUGCCUUCUAUCUCGGUGAGGCAUUGUACCUAGAUCACGUGAUUGCCUUGGAAGCAAUGGAAUAUCUUGACAAGGAGUCGGAAUACAGUCCCUGGCAGGCAUUUGUUGCUGAUCAGAUGUUUACAAAGUAUAUGAUCUGGAGAACGUCCGCAUACGGAUUAUUUGAGAAAUAUAUCCGCCAUUUGAUUACACCAAACUACAACAAUUUCGGAUGGGCUUUCGACAAUUUUACAAAGGAAAUUGACUACUAUCACAUGAGCGAAACCCUACGGACAGCAUGUUCUUACAGUCACGCCGACUGUAUAAAUGAAGCUACUGCGCAGUACGGAGAUUGGAUGGAAAACCCCGAUGAUAACAAGAUCGAAGAUAGUAUGAGAAAUACCGUCUAUUGCACAUCAAUACGAUAUGGCGGUGACGCGGAAUGGUCAUUUGCAUACAAGAGACAGAUGAAUGACACCGACGAACAAAGUCGUCUCCAAUCUGCACUGGCCUGCAGCAGGCAACCAUGGACACUAAAUAUGUACAUGGAGAAAGCCAUGGAUGAUGAAUCACUGAGUGUCACCUCUACCAUAGAAAAUGUUCGAGACAAUUCGGGACUAGGUUUUGAUUUAGCAUGGGACUUCACCAUGAACAAUUUUGAUUUCCUGCAUGAGAAGAAUUCAGAUGAAGCCUAUGACCUUGUAUGGUCAUUUGCAAGUAAAAUGAACACACAGAAUGAUCUUAAAAAGCUCAAUGCAUUUGGUGCGAAAUAUUACGAUAUGCCGGGCGAGACCGCCAACGACUUCUACAAGGCUGUACAAAGAGUGGAGACCAACAUUAUAUGGGCAGAUCGGAAUAUGAUGCAAAUCAAGUUAUUCCUACAAGCAGCCAUUCAGAAAAUCUCAGCAAUGAACGAAUAA